Sparassis crispa is the source of this 2391-nucleotide messenger RNA. RefSeq names its product Vesicular-fusion protein. The record is from RefSeq and is a predicted model, not a curated record. NCBI's taxonomy places the organism in Eukaryota, Fungi, Basidiomycota, Agaricomycetes, Polyporales, Sparassidaceae. Gene Ontology annotation, molecular function: ATP hydrolysis activity; ATP binding. Bases 1 to 2391 code for a protein of 796 amino acids. The transcript has 11 exons. Gene Ontology annotation, biological process: Golgi to plasma membrane protein transport; intra-Golgi vesicle-mediated transport; SNARE complex disassembly. Gene Ontology annotation, cellular component: Golgi stack.
AUGAGCUUCCUCAGAUCCAAUCACCCUACACCACCACCCUCGGCUUCGUACUCUCGCGUCCCUCCAUCUCCAAACCAGGGCCAAUACGAUGCACCGAGGAGCGCGCAGCGCAUCCCGCCACCUAGAUACGAAGACUACAAGUCACCGCCUGCCCGCUCUGGUGGAGUGUUUGGUGUCGCAAGCGCUCCCAACGACGCACUUGCGCUUUCGAACUGCAUCAUCGUGCACCCUUCAGACUUUCCGCAAGGCCAGCAUGUUCUCGUGAAGCAGCAGUUCCCUCUCACAACUCGUCAUGACAACACCGGGAAGCUCCUACCACGCACCGUUGGUGCAUCUGCUAUGCAGCGACAAUGGAUCGGGCUCUCUCUGAUCGGGGAUGAAGUGACCGUGGAGCCAAUAACGUUCACUCCGCUAUACCUGCAGUCGCUAGACGUCGAGGUCGGGUUCCUCCGCCGCGGACACGAGAUUGCUGAGACGUUUUCCUCUGACGAGAUGGCGCACAACUUCAUUAAGGCUUUCUCUGGCAUCGUCUUUGCCGUCGGCGAGUUCCUUGUGUUCGAGUUUCAUGGACAGAACUUGAAGGCGACUGUCAAAGGCCUGAGCGUCGUGGAGCUCGCGGACGCGCAGAGGCGUGGGCAGCGACAUCCAGAUUCUACUAAUUGCGGCGUCCUCAUGGAGAAGACGGACAUGACGUUCUUCAAAGCCGGCGACAGCGCGAUUAAGAUCAAAUCUAGUGCAAAGAAGGCGCCGCCAAACGCCAUCCUCGCGCCGAACUUCAAGUUCGAGGACAUGGGCAUCGGAGGUCUCGACUCUGAGUUCAGUGCUAUCUUCCGUCGCGCGUUCGCCUCGCGAGUCUUCCCACCAGGUCUCAUAGAGAAGCUCGGUAUACAGCAUGUAAAAGGUAUCCUACUGUACGGCCCACCGGGAACGGGUAAGACGCUUAUGGCGCGGCAGAUCGGCAAGAUGCUGAACGCGCGCGAGCCGAAAAUUGUGAACGGCCCUGAGAUUCUGAACAAGUACGUCGGGGCUUCAGAAGAGAAUAUCCGUAAAUUGUUCGCGGAUGCCGAGAAGGAGUACAAGGCGAAGGGCGAUGAGAGCGGACUGCAUAUCAUCAUCUUCGAUGAGUUAGAUGCGAUAUGCAAGCAGCGAGGCUCUACAUCGGGAGGCACAGGUGUCGGCGAUAGUGUCGUCAACCAGCUGCUGGCCAAGAUGGAUGGUGUAGACCAAUUGAACAACGUUCUCAUUAUUGGAAUGACGAACCGUCUCGACAUGAUCGACGAAGCGCUGCUGCGUCCCGGGCGUCUCGAGGUGCACAUGGAGAUAUCAUUACCGGACGAGAAGGGCCGAUUCCAGAUCCUCAGCAUCCAUACCGCGAAGAUGCGGAACAACGGUGUGAUGGAGCGCGAUGUCAGCCUGGAGGAGCUGGCAGCGUUGACAAAGAAUUUCUCUGGUGCUGAGAUUAAUGGUCUAGUGAAGAGUGCGACAAGUUUUGCGUUCAGUCGGCAUGUUAAGGUUGGAACACUAGCAGGGAUCUCGGACGACAUCGAAAAUCUCCGUGUAAAUCGGGAAGACUUCAUGAACGCGCUCGAGGAAGUGCAGCCCGCAUUCGGUGUCGCGAAGGAAGAGCUCGAGCAGGUUGUCGAGAACGGCAUCAUUCACUACUCUAGCAUCAUCGACGACCUCCUGCGCUCCGGAGAGCUCUUCGUCGACCAGGUGCGCACGUCGACACGCACGCCACUGGUCAGCGUGCUACUGCAUGGGCCACCCGGAUCGGGUAAGACGGCGCUGGCUGCAACGAUUGCGCAGGCAUCGCAAUAUCCGUUUACGAAACUGCUCUCGCCGGAUAGUAUGGUUGGUUUCUCGGAGUCGCAGAAAGUCGCAGCGAUUACGAAGGUAUUCUCUGACAGCUACAAGAGCCCGCUUAGUGUGAUAGUAGUAGACAACUUAGAACGACUGCUAGAUUUCACUCCCAUUGGACCUAGGUUUUCGAACUCGGUGCUACAAACAUUGAUGGUGCUGUUUUCUCGGCGACCACCAAAGGGUCGUCGUCUGCUUGUCAUCGCUACGUCGUCAUUACGCCCAGUACUUACAGACCUCGGGCUGUCUGAAUCCUUCGACUCAGAAAUGCGCGUGCCGCCGAUCUCGACCUUGCGCGCGGUGGACUACGUCCUGCGGGAGCUCGAGCUGUUCAAGACGGACAAGGAGCGCCGGCAUGCGAUCGCCAUGCUAGAGCAGGCCGGAUUUGGGUCCGCACAAGACGACGCGGAGGAGGGUAUGUUGUCGUUGAAUAUUGGGAUCAAGAAAUUACUGGGGAUGGUGGAGAUGGCGAGGCAGGAGCCCGAGGCCGUCGCAGAGAGGCUGACAGGGGCGUUGAUGGGAUUGGGCAUGUAA